AUGAGCGCCACCGGACGAGUUGUUGUGAGCAAGCUCCAGUGCGAGGCGCAAUGGGUUCGGUACUCAGCGACUGAAAUCGCGCCGGCGAAGUCGGCCCGCUCCCGCGGGUCAUACCUCCGGGUCUCCUUCAAGAACACCCGCGAGACGGCCCAGGCGAUCAACGGCUGGAAGCUCCAGCGCGCCCAGACCUUUCUCCAGAACGUCAUCGACAAGAAGGAGGCCGUUCCCAUGAGACGCUAUGCUGGCUCCAUCGGCCGGACGGCUCAAGGCAAGCAGUGGGGUGUCUCCCGUGCUCGGUGGCCCGUCAAGUCGGCCGAGUUCCUGCUCGGCCUCCUCAAGAACGCUGAGUCGAACGCCGAUGCCAAGGGCCUCGACACCGGCAACCUGAUCGUCAAGCACAUUCAAGUCAACCAGGCCCCCAAGCAGCGCCGCCGGACAUACCGUGCCCACGGCCGCAUCAACCCCUACAUGUCCAACCCUUGCCACAUCGAGCUCAUCCUCACCGAGGCUGAUGAGGCUGUUCAGAAGUCGGAGGCGGUUGUCCGCGACGAGUCCCAUCUUAGCUCAAGGCAGCGUGGUGUGCGUGUCCGCCGGGCCAUCACUGCGGCGUAA
Messenger RNA from Canariomyces notabilis, 612 nucleotides. RefSeq names its product ribosomal protein L22. Bases 1 to 612 code for a protein of 203 amino acids. Gene Ontology annotation, biological process: cytoplasmic translation. The record is from RefSeq and is a predicted model, not a curated record. Lineage: Eukaryota; Fungi; Ascomycota; Sordariomycetes; Sordariales; Chaetomiaceae. Gene Ontology annotation, cellular component: cytosolic large ribosomal subunit; ribosome. The transcript has 4 exons. Gene Ontology annotation, molecular function: structural constituent of ribosome.